AGCAUCUUUCCCUCCGAUCAAAAGUGCGGAGCUUCACGAAUGAGAGGCUUGUGCCCUCAAAGGUCAGCUAUAAGUCAGCUCCCUCUUGCGGUGCAGACGGGUUGAUCGACAAGAUGGCUGUCACUCCCCUCAUCCAAACAGACGAUGACCCUGCGGGUUACCGGCCACGGAGUUACCAAACGGAGAUGUUCGAGGCCAGUUUGAAAGGCAACAUCAUAGUAACAAUGGGCACUGGCAGCGGGAAAACGCAUAUAGCCCUGAUGCGAAUCAAGAGAGAGCUGGAAAGGAAUCCACACAAGUUGAUCUGGUUCUUGACCCCCACUGUUGCGCUGUGUCAGCAGCAGUAUCAAGCCAUUUCAGCGCAUAUCCCCGCAAUGAGAGCCAGGACCCUCACCGGGCUGGAUAAAGUGGAGCUGUGGACCGACCAGGCUGUCUGGGACGUGGUGCUCCAGGACGUUCAGGUGGUCUUCUCGACGCAUGCUGUGCUUGCGGAUGCCAUGAGCCAUGGGUUCGUGAAGAUCGGCCAACUGAGUUUGAUGAUCUUUGAUGAAGCCCAUCAUUGCAGGAACCGCCACCCGGCCAAUAAGAUAAUGCAGGAUUUCUACCAUCCCGCGGUCGCGAAGUAUGGCCAUAAUGUAGUUCCCAAGAUCCUGGGCCUGACGGCAAGUCCCAUAGUCAGGUCUAGCCAGAAGGAGCUUCAGAAGAUUGAGGCAAACUUGGAUGCGAUCUGCAAGGCACCGCGCGUGCAUCGGCACGAGCUUCGGAAGUUCACGCAUUGUCCCCAUCUGCAGCCCAUGUUUUAUACUCCCUUCGACCCUGCAGCAGAGCAGAUCGGAAGCAGGACCUUGCGAGCCCUUGCCAGUGCCUGGGGGGCUCUUGAUAUCGAGACGGACCCGUAUGUCAAGAAACUGCGGAGAGACCCCGUGGAUGGAAGGACACUGCAGCAAGUACGCCUGUCUGGCAAAACUAAUUGCCGAGAACAGCUGAGGAAGUUUGUGACUCGAAGUAUGCACAUCUUUGAGGAACUUGGAGAGUGGGCUGCUGAUUACUAUAUCACCGCGUCGUUCGAACAACUGAGAUCAAAGUCAAAGGAUGCUUACUCAGUGACGGGAUGGACAGAUGAGAAUAGGGCCUAUCUCAUCGAGUUUCUCUCGCAGCUCCCAGUCCCAAACGUCACAUUCACUUCGUCCAACCCGGAUGAUUAUCGAAUAUCGCGCAAGCUGAGUCUCUUAGUAGACUUCCUGCACGAAAGAGGGCAUCCAGACUUUGCAGGUUUGGUCUUUGCCAAGCAGCGUGUGACAGUGAGCGUGCUGGCGCAACUACUGUCCGUCUAUCCUCUGACAAGAGAUCGCUUUCGCUGCGCUGCCUAUGUUGGUUGGUCCAACGGUGGCAGUAAAGAUGUCCUUGGCGAGCUUCUGGACCCUCAAUUGCAGCGGGAAACGCUGAGUGAUUUCAGAAGUGGACAGACCAAUCUGAUAGUUGCCACCGACGUGCUUGAAGAAGGUAUUGAUAUCAGUGCGUGCAGCGUGGUGGUUUGCUAUGACAAGCCCCCUAACUUGAAAUCAUUUGUCCAGCGUCGCGGGCGUGCACGGCAUAAAGAGUCGACCUAUGCUAUCAUGUUUGCCACUGAUGAUGAAUCCGCUGGAACUGGCAAGUGGGAAACUUUGGAGCGAACUAUGAUCGAGGCUUAUGAGGAUGAUGAACGGAAACUGCUCGAGGCGUGCGCCCUUGAGGAGAUUGACGAAGAAGUCACGGAAAGGCUUGUCGUCGAGUCUACCGGUGCCGUGCUUACAGCAGACGGCGCUGUUGCACAUCUGACGCAUUUUUGUGAUAUCCUGCCUUAUCAGCCCUACGUCGACACUCGGGCCGAGUACUCUUUUGAAACCGACGAUGCGGGACUCCUAAAAGGAACAAUUAUCCUUCCAGUGUGUGUCCAUCCCAAAGUUCGUCGCACCGAGGGCAAGCGGUGGUGGAGAACUGAACGGGCCGCACGCAAAGAAGCAGCUUUUCAGGUGUACAAAACACUGUACGAGUUCGGACUUCUGAAUGAUAACCUUCUUCCGUUCACGGGCAAGGAAAACCUCAAGAAGACUAAUUUCACUGAUAUGCCGGCUCUUUUGGAGGUCUCUGAGCAAUAUGAUCCCUGGGUUGUUUGGGCAUAUUCAUGGUCCUCGCCUGACCUUCAUCAGACUCGAAUCGCCGUGGGACGCAAUGGUGAAGCCGCGCACAUGUACGUGAAGCUGACCACACCGACAGUGCUGCCAACACUUGAAAAGAUGACCUUGUUUUGGGACAGCGAGACGACCUACACGUUGGAGUUCGAGGCUCCUGCCAAGGCCGUAGGCGUGACACCUGCUGCCCUCGAGCAUAUGGGGUCGAUCACCUCGCUUUUCCUUCAAGCAACUAGCUCGAAACCUACAAUACCAGGCCAAGACUUUGUGAUGCUAUUUGGACCCGAUGUGCUACACACAGACCUGGAAAGCUGGUUCGUUCAAUAUCGAGGCUCAGAGUCUGCUCGUGAUGUCUAUGCCAGCAACAAUUACCCAGCUGUCAUGGGCGUUGUGAGAGAUCAAUGCGGUAAGCCAUGGCUCUUUCGAAGGUGGGUUAUGUCUCAAGAGGAUGACUUGGCUGUUGUCGAGGUCGAGUGUGAUUCUAUUCCUCGCCGGAAGAACCUCCUGCAUCGCAAUACGUUGGCUACUAAGAUGAAUGCCGAUAUGCCGAUCACCUCUUCCAAGGUGUGCGUCAUACCCGUUGACUCGUGCACUAUCGACAAGCUCUCAUUCACACAGAGCAUUUUUGGCCUGUUCGUUUCUGCUAUCAUUGCUAGAUUAGAAGCGAAGCUGCUUGCAAUGAGAUUGUGUCAGACCAUCUUGCAAGACAUUGCUUUCUCGAGCACUGACCAUGUCAUCACUGCUAUCACCGCACCCUCAGCCCAAUCGUUGACGAAUUACCAGCGGUAUGAAUUCUUUGGCGACUCGGUACUGAAGUUCACCGUGUCAUAUCAGCUUUUCUUCGAACAUCCAAACUGGCAUGAGGGUUACUUAUCAGAAGGACGGGACGCGAUUAUCAAAAACCAUCGCCUCGCUCGAGCUGCGCUUGAUGCCGGGCUGGACGCCUUCAUCAUCAACAAGGCGUUCACGCCGCGCAAGUGGAGUGCACCCCUUAUCUCGGAGAAACUGGCGUAUGCUGCUGGUCGGCGUACAAUGUCAAUGAAGGUGCUUGCUGAUGUCGUUGAGGCCCUUAUUGGUGCAGCCUACCUCGACGGAGGGUUUGAGAAGGCCCACGCCUGCAUCCGACGCUUUCUCCCGGAAAUCAACCUCAAGCAUCUAGGUACCCAAUCUGUGCCGCCCGCUGAACCACAUACCCAGCACACCGUCAACGACGCGAAGCUUAAAGAGCGCAUUGGCUACGCGUUCAAGGACCCUUCGCUCCUCGUCGAGGCCCUCACCCACCCCUCUUGCGGGCACGACGCUUCGACCCAAUCCUACCAACGCCUCGAAUUCCUCGGGGACGCCGUCCUGGAUAUGGUGAUCCUCACAAGCAUCCUCGCGCAUCCUGUAGCGAUCUCGCAGGGCGACAUGACCCGCAUCAAACAUGCCGUCGUAAACGCCAACCUCCUCGCCUUCCUCUGCAUGGAAUUUUCCUUGCGCCAAGCGCGUACCCACAUUGAAACCCACUCCGCAGACAACAUCACCCUUACCUUCACCGAGGAAACCUUGUCCCUGUGGCACUUCAUGCGCUACGGCGGCGGCACCGACCUCAAACACGCGCGUGACCAGGCGCUCGCCCGCCACCGCACCCUCCGCGACUCCAUCCGCGCGGCCCUGCAGCAUGACGCCCACUAUCCAUGGCAGGCGCUCUCCGAGCUCAACGCCGACAAGUUCUUCUCCGAUCUUGUCGAGAGCGUCCUUGGCGCCAUCUUCGUGGACUCCGGCGGCGACCUCGCUGAGUGCAUCGGCUUCGCAGAGCGGAUCGGCCUGCUCUGGUUUCUGCGUCGCGUGCUGGCUGACGGCGUGGACGUGAUGCAUCCCAAGGGCGUCGCGCAGCAGAUGGCUGCCACGGCUGGGCUCGGGGGUACGGUGUUCACAACGCAGCGAGUCGUCUCAGAUACUCCAGGGGGUGGCGAUAGCGAGGACGCUACAUAUCGGUGCCAGGUCGAGGUAGCUGGCGAGGUGGUUGCGGUGGUCGCGGUGGUCGAGGGGUGUGCCUGUGCUGAGGAAGCGGAGGUGAAGGCGGCCUAUCAGACGAUUGAGGUACUGAAGCGUAGGGGAUUGCAAUAGGUGGGAUGUUCUGCCGCCGAUAGAUCGGUGGUGGUCGGCCUGCUUGGAUCUAAAACAAUUUUUUGAAAUCUGUGUUUGCUUGGAAAUGCCAGACGGAGGGUUGAUCUAUCACUCGGCUCUGGCGAUCUAAAAUGAUUUGGUUCUACAUCACUUGGCUAUAUUGAUCGGUCAUAUAUGCCCACUCUAAAGAUUACUCACACGGGCUUGGUUUUGUUCUCAUUUGGGUUAUUGG
This is a messenger RNA of Aspergillus homomorphus CBS 101889, 4512 nucleotides long. RefSeq names its product putative RNA helicase/RNAse III. Gene Ontology annotation, biological process: siRNA processing. Gene Ontology annotation, molecular function: ATP binding; ribonuclease III activity; RNA binding. The record is from RefSeq and is a predicted model, not a curated record. Bases 114 to 4280 code for a protein of 1388 amino acids. The transcript has 7 exons. Gene Ontology annotation, cellular component: RISC complex; cytoplasm; nucleus. NCBI's taxonomy places the organism in Eukaryota, Fungi, Ascomycota, Eurotiomycetes, Eurotiales, Aspergillaceae.